GCGAUGAAGAAACCCGCACGAAGCUCCACUCGGUAAGAAGUGGAAGAGUGUUAUUCACUGAAGAACGAGAAGAGAGUGGGGGCCAGCAAACAAACACCAGCGCGUCAUCAAAUGAUGGGGAUAAAACACCUUCUGCUUCUUUUGAUUUACUUAGACCCUCUGAAUGUCCUGUGCACCGCCACCGCCAACAAAAAGAGCAAACAUCCGCCGAAGAGGAACUCAAAGGUGAAGGAGGUCAACGACAAUACCACCGCGGUCCCCCUGGCCGCAGCCGUCCCGGGGAAGAUCACCCAGGUCCAGGCUCCCUCGGUAGGCGCGUUCCAGCACGACACCUGCAUGGGCUACUACGACGUGAGCGGGCAGUACGACAAAGAGUUCGCCUGCAACAAUACCGACCACCGCUUCUGCUGCGGCAGCUGCUUCCUGCGCUUCUGCUGCGCGGACCGGGGGAAGCGGCUGGAGCAGAAGAGCUGUACCAACUACAAUACCCCGGACUGGAUCAAAACUCAGCCGCCGUCACCCGCGCCAACGGGUGACACUUACGACCCCGAGCUGGACCAGACCAAUACCACGGUGUACAUCACCUGCGGGGUCAUUGCGCUCAUCAUUGCCAUUGGGAUUUCUGCAAAAGUUGCCUACGAUAAAGCCACGAAGCCCCCUCAGGAAAUGAAUGUGCACAGAGCCCUGGCUGACAUUCUGAGACAACAAGGACCAGUUCCGAUAUCUCAGUAUGAGCAUGAAAACAUUGCAGCGAUUGACGGGUCCCCCAAAGACGAGACACCAGUCAGAACCUCGAAGAAUCAUUACACACCUGUGCACACUAAGGCAGCGAACCACGGACAUUAUGGGAAAGAAAACCUGCGCAGUGGAGGCCAAGACAUGCAUAACUUCAUCUCCUCUGGGUUUGUCACACUUGGACGUGGCCACUUGAAAGCGCAGCACUCCAUAGACGAAUCGGGGCAGAUGUCCUGGCAGGGUGAUCUGGACAUCCCCAUGUCCUACGCUUUAGAGGGCCUCCUCUUUGGUGGCCUCUGGAUCACCUCUCUGAUUUCUGCAGAUAAUGUGGUUCUUUUGGCUUCAUCAGCCAUCGGCCUCCAGCUCGCACUGGGGAAGUGUGAAGUGGGAGAAAUGAAAAUUAGCAUCUCCAAGUCUGAGACACCAUAA
Messenger RNA from Archocentrus centrarchus (flier cichlid), 1164 nucleotides. RefSeq names its product protein shisa-6-like. The record is from RefSeq and is a predicted model, not a curated record. The transcript is spliced from 5 exons. Bases 112 to 1164 code for a protein of 350 amino acids. NCBI's taxonomy places the organism in Eukaryota, Metazoa, Chordata, Actinopteri, Cichliformes, Cichlidae. Gene Ontology annotation, biological process: regulation of short-term neuronal synaptic plasticity; regulation of AMPA receptor activity. Gene Ontology annotation, cellular component: postsynaptic membrane; AMPA glutamate receptor complex; postsynaptic density.